AAAUUAUUGAUCUUUUUCUUUCAAUACAAUAUGUCUUUUUCUGACUUUACUAAAAUUGACUCAGUCAAGUCUUUAGAACAAUAUUUGGCUGACAAGUCUUACAUUGAUGGUUCCAAAGCCACUCAAGCUGAUGUCACUGUUUACAAGGCUUUCCAAAAGGAAUACCCACAAUUGACCAAAUGGUUGAACCACAUCUACUCUUUCGCUGAAGAUUUCGAAGUUUUGCCAGCCGGAACUGCCCCUGCUGCUAAGGCCGUUGAACAAGAAGACGAUGAUGAUGUUGAUUUAUUUGGUUCUUCUGAUGAUGAAGUUGACGAAGCUGCUGAAAAAUUGAAGCAAGAAAGAUUAGCUGCUUAUGCUGCUAAGAAGGCUGCUAAACCUGCUAAGCCAGCUGCUAAAUCUAUCGUCACUAUGGAUGUCAAACCAUGGGACGAUGAAACUGACUUAGAAGAAUUGUUGGCUAAUGUUAAAGCUAUCGAAAUGGAUGGUUUGGUUUGGGGUGCUUCACAAUGGAUUCCAGUCGGCUUUGGUAUUAAAAAAUUGCAAAUCAACUGUGUUGUUGAAGAUGACAAGGUCUCUUUGGAAGAUUUGCAGCAACAAAUUGAGGAAGAUGAGGAUCAUGUCCAAUCCACUGAUAUUGCUGCCAUGCAAAAGUUGUAAGCACUUUCAGCUAAAUUCUAAAUACGAGUAAUCAAUAUUAAUAACG
This is a messenger RNA of Yamadazyma tenuis ATCC 10573, 706 nucleotides long. RefSeq names its product translation elongation factor 1 subunit beta (gene EFB1). Lineage: Eukaryota; Fungi; Ascomycota; Pichiomycetes; Serinales; Debaryomycetaceae. Gene Ontology annotation, biological process: translational elongation. The record is from RefSeq and is a predicted model, not a curated record. Gene Ontology annotation, cellular component: cytosol; eukaryotic translation elongation factor 1 complex. Gene Ontology annotation, molecular function: translation elongation factor activity; guanyl-nucleotide exchange factor activity.